GGGGAAUGGGGGGUAUAAAAAGCACCAACUGAAAGGUCAGACAACACUGAGACCUCACCAGCUCCACCACCAUCAUUCAUCACCAAAGCUGUCCGACACAUUACAUCCGUCAUGGGCAGGAUCAUCUUUUACGAGGACAAGAAUUUCCAGGGUCGACGCUACGAGUGUGACAGCGAUUGCUCGGAUUUUCAUGCCUACCUGAGUCGCUGCAACUCCAUCCGCGUGGAGAAUGGGGCUUGGGUGGUGUAUGAGAGGCCGAACUUCAUGGGCUACCAGUAUGUCCUGACCAGGGGGGAGUAUCCAGAGUACCAGCGCUGGAUGGGGCUAAACGAUCGCCUCAGUUCCUGCAAAGUGAUCCACUUUACCAGUGGGAUGCAGUACAAGAUGCAGCUGUAUGAGAAGGCUGACUUCGGGGGUCAGGUGAUGGAGGCCACGGAAGACUGCCCCUCACUCCUAGAGAAGUUCCGCUGGAGAGAGGUGAACUCUUGUAAGGUCUUUGAAGGCUGGUGGGUUUUCUACGAGCGCCCAAACUACAGUGGACAUCAGUACUUCCUGGAGAAGGGGGAGUACCGCAAGCCUGGUGACUGGGGAGCAGUCAGUCCUACGGUGCAGUCCUUCAGACGCUUCACUGAAUGAUUGAAAUUCCAUCCAGAAUAUUCAAAAACACUAAUAUGAGCUCCGUCAGGGAACAAGCUCACUUAAUAUGGCUCUUUUUGACUAUGUUGCAAUUUUGAACUGAGGUCUCAAAAUAAAA
Nothobranchius furzeri (turquoise killifish) is the source of this 754-nucleotide messenger RNA. RefSeq names its product gamma-crystallin S. The record is from RefSeq and is a predicted model, not a curated record. NCBI's taxonomy places the organism in Eukaryota, Metazoa, Chordata, Actinopteri, Cyprinodontiformes, Nothobranchiidae. Gene Ontology annotation, molecular function: structural constituent of eye lens. Gene Ontology annotation, biological process: lens development in camera-type eye; visual perception.